GAGAAAUAUCUGGGUGUGAGAAGGUGAACAAAGUUUUCAAUUUUGAUUACCUGUAUUGGUUUCAAAUUUCAUUCAUUUAUUGUAGUUUUGAUGUCAUUGCAAAUCUAAUUUGAUAUGUAGGGUGAUACUAUCCAUGCUGUGAUUGAGAAAAAAUAUGCCCAAAAAUUCAUAGGAAGAAUUUGAAAAAAUAUCAAUUUUAUACUAUUAAACACCCACUGGUACACCUGCUGCCAGAGGGUGGAGAAGCGGUGCAAGUUGGUGAUUCUGCUGGAGGCAAAAACAGAUUGGCUAAACACAUUUUUAAAAGAUUUGCUAAGCAUGAUUCAAUUUUGCAUCUUUCCAUUCUUUAAUUGUCAAUUUCUUUAGUUUUUUCGAUAGAAAAUCUGUUUAGCAAUUUUGAAUCCUGCAGCUUUUUAAUCUUCUAAGUUAGUUUAAGAAAUUUCUGAGAGUUAAAGACGUAAACCUACAAAGUGCCUACCCUAAUCUUACAAAAAUCCUUUAUCCAAUCACAGAGAAGACUUUUUCUCAAGCUCAAUUAAUCAGAUCGGCUCAUUAUGACAAAUUUACCUUCCAUUGCAUUUUCAUGUCUAUUAUUUUGCAUUUAUGAUGUACCUCAUGCAUUCUCAAUUUAUGGGCAGGUGGAUACAGCAAAUGUUCAACUUGAAAGGUGGAUGGAAGACAUUUGGAAUUUGAGGGGAUAUUUAAAUGAGGCUAAACACGUAAUGGUGCCAGGUUUAGGUUCAAGUAGGUCACUCAAAUAUUUAAAUGAGGCUAAAAGUCAUACUCAUCAAUCUUAAAUUUUGUUAAUUUCCUUAAAUUUGAUCUUCAAUUUUGUAUUUGUAAUGUAUUUAUUUAUUUAUUUAUUUUUUUGGUUUGACAAAACCAAAAAUUAAUUCUUUUGUUGAAAAUCAGAUUGGCACAAACUUCCCAAUCAAUAUUUUCAUUCUUA
Messenger RNA from Rubroshorea leprosula, 949 nucleotides. Lineage: Eukaryota; Viridiplantae; Streptophyta; Magnoliopsida; Malvales; Dipterocarpaceae. The record is from the annotation of a GenBank genome assembly.